AUGCAAUGUGGAUUCGCCUUUCUAGAAGCUGGUGCGGUUAGGAGCAAGAAUACAACAAACAUUUUGAUAAAAAAUGUCAUGGACUCAUUUGUCUCGGGAGCGUCUUACUGGGUCUUUGGUUUUGCCUUCGCUUACGGAGACGGUGGGAUGGCGAAUAAGUUUAUUGGAGCAUCGUAUUUUGCAUCAUAUGAUCUUCCGGAUGCAAAAUAUGCCGAGUUUUUCUUCCAGUAUACAUUCGCUGCCACUGCAGCCACCAUUGUCUCCGGUGCUAUGGCCGAGAGGUGUGAAUUUGUAGCCUAUUUUGCCUAUAGCUUCUGUAUAACAGGGUUUAUCUAUCCCGUGGUAACACAUUGGGCAUGGGGAGGUGGCUGGCUCUCCGAGGGUUAUGAAUACGACAGUUUUGGAACAAUUGCUUAUCAGGAUUUUGCCGGAAGCGGUAUUGUGCAUGUGCUUGGGGGCGUAGCGGCAUUUGUCGGGGCUGCCCUACUGGGGCCACGAACAGGAAGGUUCCAUGGAGGACAGGUGGCACAACUCAGAGGACACUCAGUACCCAUUGCUGCUCUUGGUGGAUUCAUCCUGUUUUUUGGGUUUCUGGCUUUUAAUGGCGGUUCACAGCUGGCUAUCAGUAACCCAGGUGACGGCGAGGCAGUUGCCCUUUCUAUCGUUAAUACCAUAGUAUCUGCAUCAUUUGCUGCCUUCGGUUCCCUGCUUAUUAAUCGCAUCCCCGGUCUUGGUAACAGCUGGAGUCUGCUCGUCACAAUAAAUGGAGCGCUUACGGGUAUGGUUGCUGCUUGCGCAGGUUGUAACAGUAUGUACCCAUGGGGAGCAUGUAUAUUAGGAAUUUUUGCCUCAAUUUCGUACACACUUUGGUCUUGGCUAAUGAAGAAGAUGCGGAUAGACGACCCUCUGGACGCUGUUGCUGUUCAUUUUGGAGGAGGUCUGUGGGGAGUCAUUGGCAUUGCAUUUCUUGAUAGAGAAGAUGGAAUCUUGAUGAGAUGGGAUCAACGGUCUGGAUACAAACUACUGUGGCAGCUGUGUGGUCUAGGGGUGAUUAUCGGCUGGACGGCGUUUUUCAGCCUCUUGUUGUUUGGCUUCCUCAAGGUGUUCGGUUUACUACGUGUUCCACUGGAAAUUGAAGAGAAGGGACUAGACAUUCCGAAACACGGUGAACCUGCCUACCCAGCAGACGCAUAUGGUCACGGUCAUGUGGAGCAUAUCAUGCAGGUCGUGCAGAACAAACCCACCAGCGUCGUGCAAUCAUAUGAAAACCAGGCGUUCGAAAACCAGGCUUACCAAAGGAGAGUGUCUGGCAGUGGUCCCUACGAACAUCCCGAAAUCAGGGCAUUGAAGAAAAAUGGCAUGACGGUGACUGUCCUUGGCUCAGAGGGAAAUGGGAUAAGGCCUUCGGGACUACAGGGGAGUCCUAGACCGGAAACAGUGCUGGAGGAACCGGAACCGGAAUCUGUGAACAACAAUGGAACAAAUGAUUCUGACCGGUACUUUGUAUCUCAAUUUUAG
Messenger RNA from Ylistrum balloti, 1518 nucleotides. Its product is annotated as putative ammonium transporter 1. The transcript is spliced from 10 exons. The record is from RefSeq and is a predicted model, not a curated record. Gene Ontology annotation, biological process: ammonium homeostasis; ammonium transmembrane transport. Bases 1 to 1518 code for a protein of 505 amino acids. Gene Ontology annotation, cellular component: membrane. Lineage: Eukaryota; Metazoa; Mollusca; Bivalvia; Pectinida; Pectinidae. Gene Ontology annotation, molecular function: ammonium channel activity.